Messenger RNA from Carassius gibelio (silver crucian carp), 6008 nucleotides. Its product is annotated as semaphorin-7A. NCBI's taxonomy places the organism in Eukaryota, Metazoa, Chordata, Actinopteri, Cypriniformes, Cyprinidae. The coding region runs from base 82 to 1860 and encodes 592 amino acids. Gene Ontology annotation, biological process: positive regulation of cell migration; integrin-mediated signaling pathway; semaphorin-plexin signaling pathway. The transcript is spliced from 14 exons. Gene Ontology annotation, molecular function: integrin binding; chemorepellent activity; semaphorin receptor binding. The record is from RefSeq and is a predicted model, not a curated record.
ACACACCCACACACGAGUGUUAGGAAGUCAAUAUUGGUUCUCUAUCUAGAUCCGCUUCUGUCACAAUCUCUCGAGUUAAAGAUGGACUGGACAUCACUUUAUGCGCUGUUCAUAUGUGUUUCAUAUGUUAGUUCAACAAAACUACAUGAAGCAGCUCGAGUGAAGGUCACACAUGCAGGUAUAACCAGGUUCUCUUUUGAAAACAGUAAUAAUAAUUUGGUGAAGCUCGUCAGCACCUCUGGUAACAAUAUCAUCUGGGUCGGAGGAAGCACGGUCCUCUAUUCCAUCAGACCAACACAAUCCUCCAAACCCCAUCAGGUGAACCUGUCUCUUUGUGAGGAUAAAGGGAAAGAUUCACACAACUCUCCCCGUUUACACCGGAUCUCUCUGCUCAGAGAAGGCGUCGAUGGAAAUCUAUUCAUUUGUGGAUUAUGUGAUGAAAAUACAAAGUGCUGUGACUUGGGCUCUGAUUAUUCUUCAAUCAAUUGCUUCACGUCAGAACAUUAUGAGCCAGAUAUUAAUGAGCCGUCAUUACUUGUUAAUAAUAUGCUGUACUUCAUCAAGCCUGAGAAGGGAUUGUACAGAAUAAACAAGAAUGACAAAAAUGACAACAUUUGGCCUCAGCCGAGUCAAACGGAGCAAACAUACUUGAAGCUGAUCGCUGGUAAAGGCGAAGACAAAGUUUAUUCCUUCUUCGCAGAGAAAUACAAAAGUAAAGAUGGUGAGAAGUGGAUUGCACGAGUCUCUCAGAGCUGCAUGAAUGACAAAGGCGGAAAUAAAAAUUUGCUUCAGAGCAGCUGGACAUCCACGAUUUACAACCGUCUGUUCUGUGGGAAAGAAUAUGAAUUCACUCAGAUGAUAGAUGUGGCCACAAUAGAGACAAACAACGACAUAAAAAUUUAUGCGCUCUUCAAAAACUAUUGGAACAUGAGCGCUGUGUGCGUUUAUAGCUUGACUGAAAUCAGCAGGAUAUUCAAUUCCUCUGAAUUCAACGCCACCAAUGUUCCUUCGACUCACCGGCCUGGAACGUGUGUUGCGGACAGUACUCGUCUAAGCACUGAAGUGCUGGGGUUAAUGAAGGAUCGUCCAGAGAUGAAGGAUUGGGUGAAGCCAGAGAACGGCCCCCUGUUGUUCAGACACCACCAUUACACUCAUAUACAGGUGGACCGGGUACGAGACCACACCGUCCUGCUUCUGUCUCUAGAAAGCGGAGGGGUUCAUAAAGUGCGGGAAGAUCCCGUUUUUGUGAUUGCGGAGUAUCUGCCGUUUCCACGAAGGACGCACAUCACCAGCAUGCUGCUGGACGCUUCGGAGAAGCGUCUGUAUGUGAGUUCCAGUAAUGAGGUCGUUCAGAUUGACCUACAGAGAUGUGAUGAUUAUGGAGAUGACUGCAACCAAUGCACAUUAUCUCGAGACCCCCACUGCUUUUGGAACGGUUUGCAGUGCACCUCAACUGCAACAAGCCAAGUCCAGGAUAUCAUUAGCUGUGAGAAGCCUCAAGCUUCACCAUCAAAGACUGAAAACAGACUGAAGACGCCAGAGCUUCUCCAUGUCCCUCCAUCCUCUAAACACUUCUUGCUCUGUCCAGUGACGUCACUCCAUGCCACAUACCACUGGAUCCACGAUGAAACACCUGAGGAUUGUGUUCAAUCUGAGCUGGGCUGUUUUUACCUCAUUUACAGCAUGAAUACAAGUUACGAAGGGGAUUACAGGUGUGUAUCUUCAGAGGAAGGCUAUAUUAGGACAGUCAGGGAAUACCAGCUCAGCAUGAGCCGCUCAGAAGCAAUCCGUCUCUCUCCUGCGCUCUUACUGCUGCUCACAGCCUCUCAUGUUACUCUUCUUCUGAUACUCACCUUCUGAAAAUGUUACCUUGAAGUUCCCAGGUAAAAAAAAAAAAAGGGCACUUCCAUAAUGUACUUAAAGUGCUCUAUUUUUAAAAUGACUAAAAGCAUUUUUUAAAUGCUGAGAUAGACAUUUAAAAGCACAUUUUAAUUCCUAUUCAUGGUCUCAAAAUGGUAAAAAAAAGAAGAAAAAAAAAGCUCAAUUUUCAUGCACUAAUUUUGUACUUAAUAUACAAAAAAAGAUUCUUUAGUACUUAAACUUAAGAUCAUCUAAGUGUACUCCGCUGUGUUAUUUUGGGACACUAUGAAUAUGAAAUUAAAUGUGCUUUUAAUAUACUAUUUAUUUAUUUAUUUACAUUACAUUUGACAUUUAAUCAUUUAGCUGACACUUUCUGGGCACAGUCCAGGAAAAGGUCCGUGAGAGUGAUUUUUAACUUCUUUGGGAUGGCACCACAAGGCGUCAUUCAGUUGCAGAGCGCAAACUUCUGGAGGGCACAUAAGAUUUAACCAGUGAGUUUAGGUAUGUUGGUGCCGUGCCGGUGGUCGUCUUGUAGACAACCAUCAGUACCUUGAAUUUACAUUUACAUUUAUUCAUUUAGCUGAUGCUUUUAUCCAAAGCGACUUACAAUUGCUAUAUAUGUCAGAGGUCACACGCCACUGGAGCAACUAGAGGUUAAGUGUCUUGCUCAGGGACACAUUGGUGUCAACCAGUGGAUUCGAACCCAGGUCUCUCCGACCAAUGGUAUGCGUCUUAUCCACUGUGCCAUCACCAAAUUUUUUGUGAAUUUGAUGCGAGCAGCUACUGGUAGCCAGUGUAACCUGGUGAGGAGAGGAGUAACGCGAGCUUUUUUUGGCUCAUGGAAGACAACCCUCACUGCUGCAUUGUGCAGGAAGGGUUUAAUCUUCCUAAGUCAAAUCUGCAGGACCCGGUCGUUGUAGGUGAUGGUCAUCAGCUAGAAAUGUCACUCAGACAGGCUGAAAUGCGAGCAGCUACCGUCGGGUCAUCUGGUUGUAAUGAGAAGUAGAGUUGGGUGUCAUCAGCGUAGCAGUGAUAAGAAAAGCCAUGCUUCUGAAUGACAGAUCCUAAUGAUGUCAUGUAGAUGGAGAAGAGAAGUGGUCCAAGUACUGAGCCUUGAGGAACCCCAGUAGCAAGGUGGUGUGACUUAGAAACAUCACCCCUCCAAGACACACUGAAGGAUCUGUCAGAGAGGUAGGACUUAACCCACAGGAGAGCAGUUCCAGAGAUGCCCAUCUUUCUGAGGGUGAACAGGAGAAUCUGGUGAUUAACAGUGUCAAAAGCAGCAGACAGGUCCAGUAAGAUGAGUACUGAGGAUUUUGAAGCUGCUCUUGCUAGUUUCAGGGCUUCAGUAACCGAGAGCAGAGCAGUCUCAGUUAAGUGGCCACUUUUGAAGCCAGAUUGGUUGCUCUCCAGGAGGUUGUUCUGUACAAGGAACAUAGAAAGCUUGUUGAACACAGUUCGCUUAAGUGUUUUUGCAAUGAAUGGAAGAAGGGAUACCGGUCUGUAGUUUUCAAGAAGCGCUGGAUUUAGAGAUGGUUUCUUAAGCAGUGGGGUUACCCGAGCCUGCUUGAAUGCUGAGGGAAAUGUUCCAGAGUGAAGAGAGGAGUUGAUAACAUGAGUAAGUGAAGGUAUUACUGAAGAAGAGAUCGCUUGAAGGAGGUGAGUGGGGAUCGGAUCAAGUGGACAAGUAGUAGGAUGAUUGGACAGGAUAAGUUUGGAAACGUACAUCUCUGAGAGUGGAGGGAAGGAGGAGAAAGAUUUAUUUAAAAUAAAAAAGGUAUUUAGUUUCCAGUUGUUGUAAACAUUAGUCUUGAAAAAAAUGCAUUUUUAAAAAAAACAGAGAAAGUAAUUUAAAUGUGCAUUUUAGUUCCUAUUCAUGUUGUCUCAAAAUAGCACAGUUCGUUAAACUUAAGUUUAUCUAAAAUAAUCAUUGUUAGUAAAUUAAGUACAAAAUUAGUACAUAAAAAUAGAGCACUUUAGUUUUAUUGAAUAUUAUUGCCAUAUAGAAUCAUUUAAAAGCUCAAAUUGGUGUCAUGAGUGGUUUGAUGUUUACUGAUGUUUUCAGUGUUUGUUCUACACCUUGCACUGAUGAAUCGCUCAUAUAUUGGGAACAUGGAUAUGUGUGUAAAUGUGACCCUGGAGCAGAAAACCAGUCAUAAGGGUCAAUUUGUUGCACGGUUAUGUGCUGUAAAUACUCCCGAUGUUUUCUGUAUACGUGCCAUAUACAGUCAUCAGAGACAAGAGUAUGAAACUAACGAGGUCGAUGUGCGAGAGAAUCAGUUUGUGCUUGAUUCGAUUCAAUUCAAGUUUAUAUAGCGAUUUUUAUGAUACAAAUCAUUACAAAGCAACUUUACAGAAAAAUUACAUUUCUACAAAAUUUAGUAGUACCUUAGUAAUUAUUAUAAAUUUGCUAAUAAUUUUAGUAGGUAAAAAAAAAAACAUUUCAAGAUUUUUUUAAAAACAUUCUACUUAGAAUUUUAGUAGACAAAUGAUAAUUUAAAAAGUUGCUUAAUUUAAAGAGUUUAUAUCUGUUAUUUUAACAUGAGGAAAUGAAUUAAUCGAUGUUUCUAAAUGUUUAACUGCUAGUGUAUGCAAUGAAUGUAAUAUUAAUAUCUCUGUGUAGCCUGACGUGAUUGUUAUUUCUACAGGACUAGUGUUAAGUUCAAUAAUUUAUCAUUUAGGAUUUUGAAAUGGGUAGAAACUGGUAGAACAUUUCAUUUGAUCAGUUCACAAUGUACCGCGGCGGCGAUUUCUUCAUGUUUACAUCACAUUAGACACUGAAGUACCAAAGCAGGUGUCAUCUUGUAAAGAAAGAGUUAAAGAUUGUGACACACUGUGGUUUGGAAAUAUUUCACAACUGGUGUCACAACACUUUUGGUUUCAACAUUAGGGUCAGAGAUGCUUUAAUUUUAAAGUUUGUUACUAAAGGACUUCUUUCUUACAAGUCAAUGACACCUCAAAUCUAAAGACUUUUAGAUAUUUUAAGCAAUUGUUCUGCUUAAAAUCCUUUUGUUCCUGGUCAAAAAAUGACUGCCCUUUUAAAAAUGGUUUAUUAUACAGUAUUUUUAACAUAAAACUUUUUAUCAACUAGUUUUCUUUCAGUCAGCAUGCACCGGUUAUGUAUUUCUGAUUGAUUGUAAGUCUCAUUGAUCUGAGCUUGAUCGCUUUAGUUUUUGAGUGAACAAACAAAACAAAUACCAUUAUUUGUGAAUAAAAUGGCCAUGUUUUACUCUGAGAUCAAUGAGGCCUACGAUCAAUCAGUUUCAGAAUGAAAUACAAAACCUAUGCCAAUUACAAAAAGAAAAGGAAAAGAGUUGCUAAAAAGAUUGAUGACAAAUAACAUGAACUUGUGCAAUAUUUUUAUGGCAGUCAUUUUUGACUAAGUAAAACAUGAGGUGGGUGUUUAUUGUAUAUAUAGAGAAAUAUUAGAGAUAUAUAGAAAUAUAUAUAUAUAUAUAUAUAGUAAGAGAUACACACACAGGGAAGUGGUUAAACCCUGUCUGAGCAAAUUCAGUGUGUUUUAUCUUCUCUGGGUUCAAAUGAGCAAAACAGCAUGAGGAUGAUCAGUCUUGCUGAGAGCUGUUGAAUCGUGACUUAUUCAGUGUUUUUUCACAAUAACCAAUGAAUUGUAUCAGAGUUUAAAGUUCAUUAUAAACUGUGACGCUCCAUAAAUCUGAAUGUAAUGCCUCGACUGUUUGCAUGAAGUGAUGAGAGUAUUUAUAGAUGUGAAUGUGUGAUAACGAGGUGAUGGGUAGAUUGUCCCAAUCUUGGUUUAUACUGUAUGUAGAAACAUCUAUAAGAUUUGCAACAAGAUGUACAUUUUUUUUCUCUUUUGUACUGCACUUUCUGAUUUAGAUCAUUGUAUUUAUUGUAAUGUGAAUAUCCUUGAAAUAUGCAAAAGUUCCAAUCUCAAUGGAACAAAAAAAUGCAUGUCUUUCUUCAUUAAGGGGAAGUAACAAGCCAACACACCCACCCACAAGAGGAUCUGGCAACCCACUCUUCUAACCUCAGGGAACUGGAAUCAAUGUUUCUACAUUUCAUGAUAAAAACGUCAUUAGCCAUUUAUUCCCCUCGAGUGUUGGUGGGGUUCACAUUUCACACACUGACUUUUCUAAUUAAAGCCUUUGGUAAUGUCCCUAUUGCUUACA